This is a messenger RNA of Mugil cephalus (flathead mullet), 3845 nucleotides long. It is a transcript of the gene mov10l1, whose product is annotated as Mov10 like RISC complex RNA helicase 1. Gene Ontology annotation, molecular function: helicase activity. NCBI's taxonomy places the organism in Eukaryota, Metazoa, Chordata, Actinopteri, Mugiliformes, Mugilidae. The coding region runs from base 172 to 3606 and encodes 1144 amino acids. The record is from RefSeq and is a predicted model, not a curated record. The transcript is spliced from 27 exons.
CGUAGUGGAGGACACCUUUUCUUGUGGGUGACCGAAUUUCUCGUGCUUCCGCCACCUGUUAAUUAUCGUGACCGAGCACGUACGCGCACCCGUGAAAUCAAACUGAGAUUCGAGCUGCAACGUCAAAGAGCUGUAAAGUCGCCUCCAACACCUAGCCACCGUCCUACAGACAUGCUUUCUGCUCUGCGGUGUAUCCUGUCCAAGCUCAUUUCUCCGCUGUGGAGGACGGUAGAGGUGGAUGGAGAUAGGAUAUUUUCCGACACACCAGGCAUGGAGGAGAUUCGCCACAUGCGGAACAGCGUGGUCACCCAUCUGGGUCUUGACCACGGCAUGAUAGACAAUGCAGUCUGCUUCACGAGUGCCGAGGUGCUGGGUGGGAUCCCACUGAGAGAGGGGGACAUGGUGAACUGCAUAGCAGUGAGGCAAGGUGCCCAAGGGGGGUGGAAAGCUCUGAGGGUGGAGAAGAGUGCGGAUGCUUGGGAGGACGGAGGAAGCACUUCGCUAGAAGCUGACACUAUGCAGCUGCGGCCUCUCAUCGGUACGGUCACUUCAUUUGAUGGAGACGGCGGCUACAUAAAUCAGACCACCUACUUCUCAAGUGGCAGCCUUUGGGAAGGUUUUAAGCCAAUGAAAGGAGACUGGGUCCAAGCCAAGUAUUUUAUCAAUCCAACCCAGUGGACGACCCAGGCUCAUUCUGUUGCUCCUUUACGCUACUGCCGCAGAGAUCAGAUGUGCGUGACCAGCAUGUAUGGUAACAACGGAGUGGUGGAGGACAGUGUUUUCUUCAGCCUGGACUCUUUGCUGCUACCCGCCCACUACCAGCCUUUGCCGGGGCACCUGGUCAACCUGGUGAUGGUGGAGAGCAGCCAGUCCCUUUACUGUUGGAGGGCCCUGUGCAUGGCACCCUGCCUUCAGAGUUGCAGUAUGAAUAUUCCUGUUACGCAUCUCACAGAGACUCCACUCCAAGGCAUCUUUGAAAACAAAGGAGGGCUGGAAGUAACGGACUAUGGCCAGUUUGGGGAUGUGAUGAUUGGGGAGAGACGAGAGCUGGUGCUCUGGAUACAAAAUAAAGGCUCAGAGACGCACAGGCUGAAGUGCUGGGACUUUGCCGGCUGGGACUCAGAGGAGCAGUUCUCCGUGGUUUCUGUCAGUGAAUCCACACCGCUGAGUCAGAAACGACAAACUUUGCAGGAAAAUUGCUCUGAGUCUUCAGAAAAACAAGUUGGAGUUGUGAAACAGGUUGACAAAGAGAAUAGUGAGCUGCAGUACAACUCCCCCGGAGCGAGAGGAGAGGAGAGAGAGGUGUUUAUUUCCCCAGAUGAACGACUGUCGAUUGUUGUGGCGUGCAACCCAAAGAGCAUGGGAAGCUGUGCUGAGCUGCUGCUGCUGCACUUCUCUUCUUUCACCAUUGGGAGGCGCCUGGAGGUCACAGUGGGCAGUGAACACGAGGGCCUGCUGCAGCCCUUUGUGUCCUACGCUCCCACUUACACGAGUCCAGUCUUGACCCCCUUUCACGUGAUCACAGUGUCUGCUCCAAAAGAUAGACCAAGGCUUUCUCAGCGAUCACUGCCAAACUUUCUACCUCAGUACCCUGUGCCUAAGGCUCUAAGAGACUGUGUGGAGGCACAGAGUGAUGUGCUGGUAGUUCAGCCCUGCUUAGGACAGGAGCUGUCUGCGUCCAACAUACAGUUACGUUUCUCAGCACUGCUGUGGCUAGAAGAGCUUCACGCAGAAAUGGAAAUGAAAGAAUUAACAAUCACUGGAGUUCCUCUCAAGAAAGGAAGCGUCUCCCUCCACCUCAAGGUGCCUGGGUUGUCUGAAGGCAGACCCAAUAUCAAUAUAGGGGACAGAAUAGUGCUGAAGAAACCAGAGGGCAACGGUUCAGCAAUAAACUGUGUUAGUUAUGUCACAGAGAUCAAUAACGAAGACGUGAGUUUGCGAGUGAACUCAGAAUUCCAGCGCAGCUACCUCGGAGAGCCACUUGAUGUCGAGUUCUCUUUCAACAGGUUGACCAUGAGGCGGUGUCACCACGCACUUCAACAGACAAAACAGUUCGGAGACAUUCUGUUUCCGUCCAGAGUGACUCCUCAGAGCCCUCAGUGGACAGCAAGAUGGAUAGAUGAGCAAGACCAAAGCAAGACAGUGAAGGACAAUCAGACUGCAGCCACUGAAAACGGAUCAAUGUCGAGCAUCGUGGUCGACAUGAAGUCCAAGGCCACACAGACUAAAGAUGGUAGACUGCCGACCAAACCGACCCCCUGCCAAGGGAAUUUCUUUAACCCGGACCUGAACCUCCCCCAGAGAGAGGCCGUGAAGAGGAUUGUGGCAGGAGAGUGUCGACCCAUUCCUUAUAUGCUCUUUGGACCUCCAGGCACUGGAAAAACAAUCACCCUUAUAGAGGCCAUACUGCAGAUUUACCACUUUCUGCCCAGUAGCCGGGUACUCGUAUGUACUCCUUCUAACAGUGCGGCCGACCUCAUCUGCAUCCGCCUCCAUGACGGCGGCUUCCUGCAUACUUCAAGUUUGGCCCGUGUUAACGCAACCUUCAGGCAGUACGAGUCUAUUCCAGAAGUGCUGAAGCCGUACUCAAAGGCCGGGGAGGACAUCCGUCACGCUGCUUUUCACAGGAUUGUGGUCAGCACCUGCUCCAGCGCUGGCAUGUUCCAUAAUAUAGGAAUACAAGUGGGACAUUUUACCCAUGUGUUUCUGGAUGAAGCUAGCCAGGCCACUGAGCCGGAGUCUCUGAUUCCCAUUAGCCUUGUAUCAGAGAGAGACGGACAGAUAGUGCUGGCUGGAGACCCCUGUCAGCUGGGUCCGAUAGUGAAGUCUAAGCUCGCUACUGCCUUUGGCCUCGGGGUGUCUUUGAUGGAGAGGCUGAUGGCCAACCCGCUGUACUCCAGACAGGACUGGGGCUAUAAUCCCAAGCUGGUGACUAAGCUGAUCUACAACUAUCGCUCCCAUGAGGCCUUGAUCCAACUGCCUUCCAAGCUCUUCUACCAGGGAGAACUGUGUUUUAAAGCCCCCAGUGACAUUGUGGAGUCCCUCUGCCAGUGGAAAAAUCUGCCCAAAAAAGGCUUCCCACUCCUUUUUCACGGUGUCAGGGGCUCUGAAAUGAGAGAAGGCAACAACCCAUCAUGGUUCAACCCAGCUGAGGCUGUACAGGUAAUGCUGUACUGCUGCCAGCUGGCAAAAAAGCUCUACAACCCCGUGGAUGUCUCAGACAUUGGCAUCAUUGCCCCCUACAAGAAACAAUGUGAGAAGAUUCGCGUGCUGCUGGGAAAGGUGGGUCUGUCUGACAUCAAAGUGGGCUCGGUGGAGGAGUUCCAAGGCCAAGAGUUCCUGGUCAUCAUUCUGUGUACGGUGCGCUCUAAUGAAUCUGUAGAAAACGAUGAUUUGCAGAGAUCGCUAGGUUUUCUGGCCAACCCGAAACGCUUCAACGUGGCCGUCACUCGGCCCAAAGCUCUGCUCUUAGUUGUUGGAAACCCACACAUUCUCAUUAGGGAUCCUUGCUUCAGAGCUCUGCUCCAGUACUGUUUCAUCAACGGGGCAUAUCUGGGCUGCAACCCUCCGCCUUCCCUGAGAGACGGUCAGAUGUGCGCAAACUGAUCGAGUUGAAGUCGGCAAAGGAGUGCAUAAGAGGAAGAUGUAAUCAUAGCUGGAGUACCUCAGCUUAGUCCAUCUGACUUUAGUGUCCUAAGUUUUUCCCUUCACAUUUGUUUGCCUUGUCUCUUUGUUGUUCUCAAAGUAAGCUGUUGCACUUAACUGAGUUAACGAGUUUCAUUAGAGAAAUAUCUUGUAAAAAUGCAGAUCCGCUGGGAUUCGUAAUAAAAGAUGAUGCUCUUGUA